Chlamydomonas reinhardtii is the source of this 1638-nucleotide messenger RNA. RefSeq lists its product as uncharacterized. NCBI's taxonomy places the organism in Eukaryota, Viridiplantae, Chlorophyta, Chlorophyceae, Chlamydomonadales, Chlamydomonadaceae. Bases 270 to 866 code for a protein of 198 amino acids. The transcript has 6 exons. Gene Ontology annotation, molecular function: RNA binding. Gene Ontology annotation, biological process: RNA processing. The record is from RefSeq and is a predicted model, not a curated record. Gene Ontology annotation, cellular component: nuclear exosome (RNase complex); cytoplasm.
AUAAAUUACGUUGCUAGAAUACAAAAUUAGACACCUUACUGCGUUCUGCGCGCUUCGGCAACUCGGGCAGCAAGUCCUCUUGAACUGACUCCCUUGCGAGCUUGUACAUACAUCUUACAACGGCUUCUAGACAUACUUUGCAUCUGAUAAGUGAGCAAUAGCAUCAGAGGAGGCGCCGACAGCCUCGGCAUUCACACACUCCCGCUUGCUGAAUCUGCUAGGAGGAGGAGGAGUUUGGCAAACAAGCUGUUAACGGAGCAGCGGGUGGUAUGAGCGCGGCCACGGAGGAGUGCGGGGUUUGCGUGGGCGACCGGCUGGGUACCACGGAUACAUACGCUGCUGGAGAAGGAGUGUUCGUGAGGGAUGGAUUCGUUAUUGCCUCAGUUGUGGGCUUCCAACGCCUUGAGCCAUCGGCUGACCCUGGCGAGAAGCCCACUAUCCACGUGGCGUCAGGGGACACACGCCCGCUGGUGCCUAAGCCGGGCGACAUCGUGACGGUGAAGAUUAGCCGUGUGGCCCAGACGGCGGCGCAUGCACUCAUAAUGUGUGUGGGGCGACAAGCGCUCGGCACUGAAUUCAAAGGUGUCAUUAGGCAGCAGGACGUGCGGUCCACUGAGAUUGACCGGGUGGUGAUUUACGACUGCUUCCGGCCGGGCGACAUUGUGCGAGCGGAGGUCGUGAGUCUGGGGGACGCGCGCUCCUACUACCUGAGCACAGCCAAGAACGAGUUGGGCGUUGUCUACGCAAGAAGCGCAACCGCAGGCACCGCCAUGGUGCCCACCAGCUGGGUCACCAUGCAGUGCCCCGAGACACAGGCGGUGGAGAAGCGCAAGGUGGCCAAGCUGGAGUCCCUGGUGGCGGCGUGAGGAGGGCGGGGUGGAACGUGUCUGGCGACGAGCUAGCGCUGGACGGAAUUCGCAUGAUGCGGAAUGCCGACAAAUUCCAACGGCGGAGCAGCGUCUUAUGCACGGCAUGCACGUGCCACAAAAAAUAGUAUAAUGUAGGUUCUGGGACAGCUCCGACUAACCCCCAACUGACUCGUGUACGGCACCCCAACCCCCCUCAGCCGUACACGAGUUAGCGUGGCAGUCGGCAGCUGCGCGAGUGUGAGCAGGUAGUUGUGCGGUUGCCCGGCUCGGAGCUACCUGAUGCAGUGACGCCCACAGGCAGUUGGCGCGUGUCGACAGGCGCGCGAGUGGGAGCUGGCAGUUGAGCGCGCACGCGUGUGGGAAGCUGCGGCUGAGCACGGUGGAGCACGGAGGAGGCUGGCGGUUGGCGCGCCGCGCGAGUGGGAGACUGGGAGUGCAUAGUCGUGCGCGCGCCGUUUGGGAAGCUGCAUGUGUGAGCUGCGUGUAAACGCAGAGAGACGCGGUUUCCAUGACCCGGUUUCCAUAAGCUGCCUCUGGGCGCACACGGUUUCAGACGCUUGACAGUUGGGCCCGAGCACGGAUGGGACUCGCUGGAGUGCAUGACAGGCGCUGGGGGGCAGGCGCGGGCGGGGCGCAGGGGCGGCUCGCGUGAACCUCAUGCGGAAUUCGCCCAAAACUGGAGUGAAACGAGAAGUGGCCAUUCUUGCGGGCCCCCUCCAACCUUGCUAGCGUAUAAUUAGCCGCAAACAUUAUCGUAAUUAUUGUGACA